Messenger RNA from Prunus armeniaca (apricot), 1572 nucleotides. Lineage: Eukaryota; Viridiplantae; Streptophyta; Magnoliopsida; Rosales; Rosaceae. The record is from the annotation of a GenBank genome assembly.
AUGAAGACUUUCAAACCACCAGUCGUACGGGAUGACCGUUGGUAUCAUGCUCGACCUGGGGGCAGCGCCAAACCGUUGACAAAGACCCAGCUGAGAAGGAUGCAGAGGCAAGCUCAGCAGGCCAGGGUACAGACGUCCCAGGUCGAGGGGUUGAAACGCCAAAAGAAGAUGGCAGCUGUAGACGAAACACCAUCCGCGCCAAUCGUUCCCCCUGCAGCAAAGGUCGCCAACGCCAAGCCUCCAAGGGCGUGGCGCCCUAGGCAAGACAGUGAUCCCCGCGGAAUAGCGGCCGUUUUGGUCGAGCCAAAGGCCGCAGCCCUAGAGGGAGCAGAUGAAGGCAUCAUCGAUGUCUACCACGGAAGGAACUCCCCUUUCUUGGCCAACGGUUUGUCCUUUCUCAUGGAAUUCCGCAAGGAUCACUCGGCCAUCGACCUAUACGGCAUGACCACUGAAAACCGUGAAAUCGUGGAAUUGGCCCUCAGAAACGCCAAGGCAAAAAGGUUCCUCAUUACCAACGAAUCCGACUCGGCCAUUAAGGCCGUAUACCAGGCGAAUAGAGAGGCCAGGGCAAGAGGGAUGCCAGGUUACAGACUCGAGCAGGGAAAAUUGGAGGCCAUGGCCCCCUUCGGCAGAAACGAUUUGGAAUACCUCUGCCAAUAUUUUACUGUGACCCCAGCCGACACCAUCUUCGGUCUGACAACCGAAGAAAGGGCCCGGGUAAGCUGGCUGGAUGAUUACUUAGCUGCCAGGGAUACGUUAGCUAAGGCGAGGCAAGCCCUCGAGGAGGGAGUCGGGACCUCGGACCCCCCUGAGACCAAAGCAGCCACAGACGAUACCCCUGGGACUGCAAGGCCUAUGGCCGAGGGCCCCGGCGACCUUCUCUUUGUUCACGAGGCUGAGGAUGACCCCGCGUUGGGAAUCUCCGAUGACGACUACGAUGGGAUCCUCGGAAUGAUUGAGGGAAAAACCCUCGCUAGUGGCAGCCGCGAGGUCAAGAAAGAGGUUGGUAGGGGAAACCAAUGGAAGCCAAAGAAGGUCAGCAUGAACGUGGUUUUGGUACUACCGGCCGAGUUUUCGGCUCCAAGAGGCCAGAACAAUGGCCUGGAUAAUGACAUGGCCGAGGAACAGCUUGAUCAAAGGCCAAAGACAAAGGAAGAAUUGUUGGCCGUGGCUUUUAACGAGGUAAUACCCAAAGACGGGCCGAACAAAUACAGACAUCUCAAACCGUUAUGCAUCUCGGCUUAUGUGGAGGGUGUGCCCGUGUCCAAGGUCUUCAUUGACUGUGGGGCAACGGUCAACAUCCUUCCCUAUUCCCUGAUGAAGAAGCUGGAUAAGUCAAAGGAAGAUCUCAUCCCCAGCGAUGUGGUCAUGAGCAGCUUUGUCGGCGAUAAAUCUAAGACUAUCGGGGUAUUGCCGUUAAAAAUCACCGUGGCCGACCAGACGAGAGUCGCGGCCUUCUACGUGGUCGAAUCCAGCAUGGACUACAAUAUAUUGCUCGGUCGUGACUGGAUCCAUCAGUCAGGAUGCAUACCGUCCUCCCUCUUCCAACUGUUGUUCUUCUGGGACGGCUAA